Esox lucius (northern pike) is the source of this 5291-nucleotide messenger RNA. RefSeq names its product SLIT and NTRK-like family, member 3a (gene slitrk3a). NCBI's taxonomy places the organism in Eukaryota, Metazoa, Chordata, Actinopteri, Esociformes, Esocidae. Bases 899 to 3613 code for a protein of 904 amino acids. Gene Ontology annotation, cellular component: GABA-ergic synapse; postsynaptic density membrane. The transcript has 4 exons. Gene Ontology annotation, biological process: axonogenesis; regulation of presynapse assembly; positive regulation of synapse assembly. The record is from RefSeq and is a predicted model, not a curated record. Gene Ontology annotation, molecular function: protein binding.
CGCUCGCUCCCGUUGCGACACUCAGCGCGCACCUCUUCUCACGCCGACACUAUCCAGAACGAACACCAACGUCCCCUGAAUAUCUCCCCCCUUUUUCACUCUCUCACGUCAGUUGCUCUCCCUAUUUUUCUUUGAGCUCAAUCCCGGCCGUGACGUCUAAAAAAGAGCAGACCGAUAAAGUGUCUUCUCUAUGACCCACAGAAGGUUGGCGCAUCAGACAGCGCUGGGAAUCUUAAGCCAAGAAGAGUGCAGUUUUGGACCAGCUACACUGUUGAACGUUCGUCGGGGGGUUGUAAGCAAGCAAGUAGAGGACCUGCAUCAUAAGCAAAGCUGUGGAUAGGAAAAGAGAGAACACUGCAUUCCAAUCACGUCUUCAUUUUCUCUCUCUCUUUGCCUGAGCCACAGUGGGAGGAGAGAGAGAGAGAAAGAGAGAGAGCAACGAGAAAAUCUAGGUAGAGGAAAAGCUUCAGAGGAGAGAGAGGGAGAUCCAACAAUCUUUAAACUAGUGUUUUUUUUUUUACCGGAUGCUCUUAAAUUGCAGUGCAAAAGUAAGCCGCCCCUUAACGAAGACAACCGGGAUAUCGCACCUCCUGCCACACGGGCACAGCACACGCAGGAGAUGUGAAGUUGGAUCUCGUUAAACUGAGACCGGGAGCUAACGGACUUCACUCCCGGGGAGGCGAAUAAUCCGCACAGACGAGGUGCGCGCGAGCGGAGAGCAGAGCUUGUCCGGCUUAUCUCUCAAGAGUUAUUUUGCCUUUUUCUCCAUCCCGUGAGCAGCAGUUAAUCAUCUGCGAUCAUCUAGAUGCUUACAUUUUAAAUCCGAUAUAAUGUAUUUUUACAAUGAGUGGUGUGAAGUGGCUUCCCAUAGCCGUGACUUCAUCAGGUCUCAGUGAGGAUGCUGUGGGUUACCUUGCUGAGCACCAUAGCCUUAGGAUGGACCACCCCGAUCCCACUGCUGGAGGACUCGGAGGAGAUCGACGAGCCCUGCUUCGAGCCCUGCUACUGUGAGGUCAAAGAGGGCAUCUUCCAUGUCCACUGUGACAGCAAGGGAUUUACAAACAUCAGCCAGAUCUCCCAGACAUGGACGCGUCCUUUCAAACUCAACCUUCAGAGGAACUCCAUGAGAAAGCUGUACUUCAACAGUUUUCUUCACCUCAACAACGCUGUGUCCAUAAAUUUGGGGAAUAAUGCGCUACAGGACAUCCACGCCGGAGCGUUUAAUGGAUUGGGAAUUCUCAAACGGCUGUUUCUGCACGAGAACAAACUAGAGGUUUUUCGCAAUGACACAUUCCUGGGUCUGGAGAGCUUGGAAUACCUGCAGGCGGACUACAACGUCAUCAAGAGGAUAGAGAGCGGAGCAUUCAGGCACCUUCACAAACUCAGGGUGCUCAUCCUGAAUGACAACCUGAUACCAGUCCUGCCGAGCUACCUUUUCAGGUCGGUGUCGCUAACACACCUGGACCUGAGGGGAAACAGGCUCAAGAUGUUGCCAUACAAGGGCACUCUGGAGUAUGUAGGGCGCAGUCUGAUGGAAAUACAGCUAGAGGAGAAUCCCUGGAUCUGUGAGUGCGACAUAGUGCAGCUAAAAACAUGGUUGGAACGCAUCCCCUACACUGCACUGGUUGGGGAGAUCACCUGUGAAUACCCCUUCCACUUGCACGGGAAAGACUUGCGCGAGAUCAAGCGCAGCGAGCUCUGUCCAUUACUUUCAGACGCAGAAAUCGAGGCCAAACUAGGAAUCCCUCGGUCUCCGUUCAACAACGAACACACGUGGCCAACGAAACCGUCGUCCAUGCUGUCGUCGUUCCACAAUACAGCGUCGUCCGUUGAGUACAAAGAGAGGCAUGACAAACCCACCAAACGGCCUAGGCCUCCCAAGAACCCUCCCACACCUAGAAGUAUCUACCCUGGCCUGAACCAGCCUCCAAUAGCUGGCUACCAGACCCGUCCGCCCAUCCCUAUCAUCUGCCCCUCUCGGUGCACCUGCAACCUCCACAUCAACGACCUGGGCUUAACGGUCAACUGUAAAGAGAAGGGCUUUCAUAAUAUCUCAGAGCUUCUGCCUAGGCCCCUCAAUGCCAAGAAACUUUACCUGAGCGGGAAUCUUAUUCAGAAAAUCUAUCGCUCUGAUUUCUGGAACUUUUCUAGUUUGGAUUUACUUCACCUGGGGAAUAACCAGAUUUCAUACAUUCAGGAAGGGGCAUUUAUUAACCUUCCCAACCUAAAAAGUUUGUAUCUGAGUGGGAAUGACAUUGAUAGGCUAACCCCCGGCAUGUUCCGAGGCUUACAGACGUUAAGUUAUCUUUACUUUGAGUAUAACGUUAUUUGGGAGAUCCAGCCGGCAUCUUUUUCUCUCAUGCCCAGCCUCCAGCUUGUUUUCCUGAACAACAACCUUCUUCAUAGCCUCCCAACCGAUGCCUUCGCUGGCACCAGCCUGGCUCGCCUGAACCUCCGCUACAAUCACUUCAAGUCUCUGCCCGUGCGUGGCGUUCUCGAGCACCUGCAUUCCAUAGUCCAAAUCGAUCUUCACGGGAAUCCCUGGGACUGCUCUUGUGACAUCAUCCCUCUCAAAACCUGGAUGGAAAAGCUGUCCUCGGUUAUUAUGGUCAGUGACAUCAGCUGUAAGACCCCUGAGUUUGCCGCUGGAAAGGAUCUGAGGUCCCUGGAGGCUGAGGUUAUCUGUCCGGAGCUAAAAUACUCAUCCAGACCCUCUCCAGCUCUCCCCUCUGAUGACUUGACCACAGGCAGCUCUGGUCUCGGCAAGGCUGGAGGCAGAGGGCCUGUGCCUCUAUCAGUCCUCAUACUCAGUCUUCUCAUUUUGAUCAUCUCAGCGGUUUUCGUGGCGGCAGGGCUUUUUGCCUUUGUCCUCCGGAGGCGGAAGAGGCUGCCCUUCCGGAAACGCUCUGAGGUGGACCUGACGGGAAUCCAGAUGCAGUGCAGGAUAUUCGAGGAUCCGCCGAGACAGACUAGCAGCGGGAGCGCAGGCUCGCCGGAGAAGCCGCCCAGCGGGCACUCACACACUCACACACACACUCACGGUCACGUCGGCCACACACACACUCACAGUCAUGUCUAUGAUUACAUUCCUCACCCCGUGACGCAAAUGUGCAACAACCCCAUUUACAAGCCUCGGGAGGGGGAGAUUGGGGAGGAGGAGGGGGCGCAGUUUGCAGAGACGAAAGAGAACAACAGUAACUACCGAACCCUAAUAGAAAAAGAGAGGGAGUGGACGCUAGCCGUCUCAAACUCGAAGCUCAACACGAUCGUCACAGUGAGCCACAAUGCAGGGGACUUGUCGGGUUUUCACGAGAACGGUGGCCUGUGCCCCACCGUGAUUGACAGCCAGAGACCCACGCCGACAGUUGGUUUCGUAGACUGUCUGUAUGGAACGGUGCCGAAACUAAAGGACAUGCACGUCGCACAUGCGCACCCGCCCGGUAUGCAAUACCCAGACUUACAACAGGACGCGCGUCUUAAGGAGACAUUGCUGUUCACAGCUGGGAAAGGCUGCUUCCCUGACCCCUCCCAAAGCGAUUACCUCGAGUUAAGGGCCAAACUCCAAACCAAGCCGGAUUACCUCGAAGUACUGGAGAAAUCUUACCGGUUCUAACACACGGAGAAUAUACUCUGUACAAACACACACACUCACUUUUCCAUAGCCCAAACGGUUCAAAAUCACGGAACAAAAAAAACAUACAAAAAAAGCAGCAUGAUAUUAAAAUAUUGUAUUACAAAACGUUUUCCCCAAAAAAACGCUUUGGAGGAAAGGCCAUUCUCAGAUUCAAUGAAGUGCCUUUUUUCAAAGUAGCCAGCAAUGUUAUCAACCCUUAUUUUUAUAUAGAACAGAUUGGUCUAAUUGCCGAGGAGAAGGAGAUAAAGAAAGAGGAUGCACUUGGGAAAAUCACAACAUCCGAACAACAUAUUCCAUCAAACUGAGCCCUUCGCACAGUCUUAAACGGUGGAGUGGAGUAACAUACUGCGCGAUAGGACCGGGAGCUAGACGCCUCAGCGGCCACUGGGCUCGUGUUUCUGUCCCUCUAUCUUUCACGUGGAUGUAUAAACGCCUGGUGGCCCUGCACAUGAAGUUUGUCAGAAAAAAAGAAAAAGAAAAACACUAAUAAAUUGCAGUUUGCUGCAUGCACUCGCUCCAUUGCAGGGGCGAGGGAUUUGCUCAGAACUAUCACUCACAUAUUAAUAGAAACACUGCAACGCAUUACGGUUUCAGUGUUCUAUUUAAUUUUAUAUUCUAUUAUCAUUAUUAUUAUUAAAGAGGACUACUAUCUAUAUCUGGGUGCUUCUCAAGGACGUGCCCGCCCAAGGAUGAAAACAACAUUUGUGAAUAUUAUAUGAUGACGCUCAAGGUUUUCUGGAAUUCCAUGCACUUUCUUAAGAAAAAUGCUUUGGGAUUAUCUUAUCGACACUAACGGCUUUGUAGGAGGCACUUUUAAUGUUUUCUCUCUCACAAAGAUUUGAAGAAAAAAAUGUGCAUAUAUUUAUUCUGUAAUUUCAGUGAAAAUUUAUUGUAAAGGUAAUGUUAAAUCAAUGUAUAGUGAAUAUGCGUCUGGUAUAGCCUUCUUAAUAAAAACAAACUCUUAAAUAAAUGAAAAGGGUGCUGCCACGGACCGUUUGUGAAGAACAUAGAGGUUAUGUGUUUGGUAUGGCGCUAUGCUGUGCUGUGUUUGUGCAUUGCAGAAUGAUACAUUGAGGUCAGUAGUGGCUUGAUACAUUUUUGUGUUGUUCAGCUGUAGACAAGGUUAGGAAUUUGCUGCUACUCUACAGUGUCACUUAGGCUAGAUUGGCAAGGCGUGACACGAUGGUUGGCAAUACACAUUAGAGGCAAACCUUUGGUCGAUUAAGAAUUGAAAAUGCCAAUGAAUGAAUGAGGUUUUCCUGAGGGGUUCUCUAAAUAUACCAUUGUGUUGUAAUUUCAUUGUUACUGUGUUAACAUGAAAGUUCAGUAAGUGCUAGAAAAGACAGUAGGUCUGAGUGAAGCAGAUGCUCUCCAGCAAGCAGUUCACUGCAGAUUGAAAUUUCAGAUUUUCUCCAAGUGAGGGCGACAGAGGGACACUCAGCUGGCCUUGUCCUGCUGGUUUGUUAGAGACUAUCACCAGACUUUUCUAGAAUAAUUAGGUGACAAUGAAUUCAGAACAUGACCAAAUGAAACACUGGGCUAAUACACUAUAACAUAUUUACCCUUGUUGUAGGUAGUUCCAUCUAAAUACAGUUACCUACAUAAACAAGAUAAAAUUAUAUUUUCAAUAUAUUGUUUAUUUAAUCAAUACGAUUGG